Messenger RNA from Lagopus leucura (white-tailed ptarmigan), 1060 nucleotides. RefSeq names its product flocculation protein FLO11-like. The record is from RefSeq and is a predicted model, not a curated record. The transcript is spliced from 2 exons. The annotation marks the transcript as partial. Lineage: Eukaryota; Metazoa; Chordata; Aves; Galliformes; Phasianidae.
CAGUGCAGCAUCCAAUAUGGCGGCCACCACGGCAUCCAGUGCAGCAUCCAAUAUGGCGGCCACCACGGCAUCCAACAUGGCGACCAACGUGGCAACCAACACGGCGGCACUGGCAGCCAAAAUGGAGGCGGCCACAGCUGGCGGUGCCCUUCCAUCACCCGUCAGUGGGGUCACACAGCUGGCGGCUGGCGGGGCUGGAACGCAGGCCUCACCCAUGGGUGCUGGUGGCACGCAGGCCUCACCCAUGGGUGCUGGUGGCACGCAGGCCUCAUCCAUGGGUGCUGGUGGCACACAGGCCUCACCCAUGGGUGCUGGUGGCACACAGGCGUCGGCUGCGUGUGCUGGUAGCGCCGCCCAGACGUCACCCAUGGGUGCUGGCAGCACCGCCCUGACGUCACCCAUCCCCAGCAGCAGCGUCACCCAGAUCCCAGCUGCGUCUGCUGCCGCCCAGCCGUCACCUACGGGUGCUGGUAGCGUCACCCAGCCGUCACCCAUGGGUGCUGGUAGCCCCACGCAGCCGUCACCGCUUUCCACCCUCGGCGUCACCCCGCCGUCGCCCUCGCCUGCCCCCAACGCCACCCCCGUGUCGCCCAGAGCCGCCGCUCCGCAGGCGUCACCACCGCUUGUGAUGGAGGCCCCCAAAGCCGCCGCUCCCAGCGUCCCCACGCCGCCGACCGCCGUCACCGCGGCGCCUCCUGCAUCCGCUUCUCUCACCGAACCGCCGCCCGCCGUCACCCAAACGCCCCCAGCGGUGGAUGGCGGCCACUCGCCACCCGGCCCCGCCGUCACCAAAGCCGUGCUGCUCAAUGAAGCGUCGCCCGCAGCCGACGUCGCCCCAUCGGCCGCCACCAGCGAUGGCUCUGUGCCCCCCGAGGUGACGCCCGCCGAGGUGACGCCCGCCAAGGCCAAGCGCAGCUCCUCGUCCUCCUCGUCGUCCUCCUCUUCCUCUUCCUCCUCUUCGUCGUCCUCCUCUUCCUCCUCGUCCGACUCGGAUUCCAGCUCCAGCUCCUCCGAGUCCAACCCCGCCUCCCCGGCCCCCAACCUGGGGGAAGGGCAGCAG